Messenger RNA from Zingiber officinale, 7873 nucleotides. RefSeq names its product microtubule-associated protein TORTIFOLIA1-like. The coding region runs from base 60 to 2894 and encodes 944 amino acids. Gene Ontology annotation, cellular component: cortical microtubule, transverse to long axis. Gene Ontology annotation, molecular function: microtubule binding. NCBI's taxonomy places the organism in Eukaryota, Viridiplantae, Streptophyta, Magnoliopsida, Zingiberales, Zingiberaceae. The transcript is spliced from 6 exons. The record is from RefSeq and is a predicted model, not a curated record. Gene Ontology annotation, biological process: circumnutation; multicellular organism development; unidimensional cell growth.
AACUCACUCUGUUUCCCUAAAAAUCCAAUCUUUUUUUUCGCCUUUCUCUUCUUCUUCCCAUGGCGACUCCCGUUCCCAGGCCUUCUUCCAAGCUCUCCAGGUCUGUUUCCGCAUCCCUUAACCCUCCCAAUUCCGCCUCCUCCUCGUCCAAAUCCCUACCUCCUUCCUAUUCUUCUUCGCUUUCUUCCCAUCUCGCCAUGGUGGAGCUCAAAUCGCGUGCCCUCGCCGCGCUAUCCAAGCUCUCCGACCGCGACACGCACCAGAUCGCCGUCGAAGAGCUCGAGAAGAUUAUCCGGACUCUCCCAGCUACCGGCGUCCCGAUGCUCCUCCACGCCCUCAUCCACGACCCCGCCGUGUCCUCGCCGGGCCCCCAGAACCUACCCGCGUCCAAGCAGUCUUCGUUCCUCGUCGCCCGGCGUGAGUCCCUCCGCCUCCUAGCGCUUCUAUGCGCCUGUCACACCGACGCGGCCUCGGCGCACCUACCCAGGAUCAUCGCUCACAUCGUCCGACGCCUCAGGGACCCUACUCCCGAUUCCUUUGUCCGAGAAGCCUGCCGCGACGCCGCCGGCUCGCUGGCUACUUUGUACCUCCGCCCAUCGAUUGCGGCUGCGGCUGCGGCUGCGGCAGAGGACGGCCCUGGCGGAGGAGGAUCGUCGCCGGUGGUGGGGUUGUUCGUGAAACCGUUCUUUGAGGCAAUGGCGGAGCAGAACAAGGUGGUGCAGGGAGGGGCUGCUAUGUGUCUCGCGAAAGUGGUAGAGUGUGGGGGGAUAGGGGAGGAUGGGAAGAUUGCAGCAGCAGGGUCGAUGUUCCAGAGACUAUGCCCUAGGAUAUUUAAGACGCUCGGUAGCCAGAGCUUUCUAGCGAAAGGAGCAUUGCUUUCAGUUGUCUCUAGCCUCGCUCAGGUAGGAGCUAUUAAUCCCCAGAGCAUACAACAAAUACUGCAAAUAAUUUGUGAAUGCCUUGAGAAUAGUGACUGGGCUACCCGUAAGGCAGCUGCUGAUACACUGUGUGUGUUAGCCUCUUGCUUAAGCCAUUUGCUUGGUGAUGGUGCUGCAGCAACCAUAGCCGCACUCGAGGCUUGCCGCUUUGACAAGGUAAAACCUUGCAGAGAUAGCAUAAUGGAGGCAUUGCAAUUAUGGAAGAAGAUUAAAGGAGAGGAUGGAAUUUCACCAAAGAAAAAAGAAUCUAGGAAAUUGGAAUUAGUUGAUAAUGAAGAAAAGAGAGAUCAAGAUGGGUUUGAUCGUGGUAAAGUUCAGGAGUCAUUAAAGAUUUCAUAUGCUGCUUCUUCAUCUAGUGAAAAUGAGUCUGUAUUAAAAGGAAACAGCAUUAACAUGCCAGAGAAAGCAGCUGCGCUUUUAAGGAAAAAGGCACCCACUUUGACAGACAAAGAGUUGAACCCAGAAUUCUUCCAGAAACUUGAGAACAGGAGUUUGGAUGACUUACCUGUAGAAGUAAUGGUACCUCAUAGGCGCUUGCAGUCCUCUCAUUCACAAAUUGAAGGGCAACAAGAAACUUGCAGACACUUGGUAGGAACGCCAAACAGUGAUGGAACAAUACCUGCACAAUUAGAUAAUUCUCAUGGAUAUAAAAAUUCAAAUGCAUGGGACAAGCGGCCGGAACAGAGACUAUUCUGGGCAAAAGAUUCAAAAGCAAAACUUGUUGAUGUCGAUGAUAGAAGUGAGGGAUCUAUGAAAGAUUUACCUCUAGGUCAGUCAGAGGUUACUAGAUUGGAUGCCCAUACUGAAGGUACAUUUAUAAGUAAUAAAGCUAGUUGGUCAGGGAUACAGAGACAGUUAGCUCAACUGGAGAGGCAACAGACCAGUAUCAUGAAUAUGUUGCAGGACUUUAUGGGAGGCUCCCAUGAUAAUAUGGUGAAUCUAGAAAAUAGAGUCAGAGGUCUUGAGAGAGUCGUGGAAGAAAUGGCUCAUGAUUUGGCUAUGUCAUCUGGAAGGAGAGGAGGAAGCAUGUUUCUACAGUUUGACAAUACUCCAGCUAGAUCUUCAUAUACAAGCUCAAAGUUUAGUAGGCUUGGCGAGAUGCGACUUCCAUUUUCUGAAAGGUAUUUCUCAUCUGGCAGUGUAGUUUCUGGUGUAAAGGGAAGAGAUUCUCCAAGGAGGUCUGAAUCUGAAGCAUGUGAUUCUUCUGGAUACACAAUAUCCAGAAAUGGUUUUUUCAACUCAAAGGGUUUUGGCACUGUUCCAGUGGAUGGUGGGGUACCCAGAGCUAAUCAUGACACUGAUCGAGUCAGUGGCAGGAGGGCUUGGAACAAGGGAUCAGGAUCAACCAGGCUUGGUGAAGGACCUUCAGCAAGAAGUGUUUGGCGAUCUUCAAAGGAUGAGGCUACCCUGGAAGCUAUUCGAGUAGCUGGGGAAGAUAAUGGUACUUCUAGAAAUUCUGCAUGCAUACCUAUUCCCCAAUUAGAUGCUGAAGCUUUAACAGAUGACAAUCGAGGGGCAGAUAGGGGUCCACUCUGGGCAUCUUGGACUCGUGCCAUGGAUUUACUUCAUAUUGGUGAUAUCGAUUCAGCUUAUGCAGGGAUUCUUUCAACUAGUGAUGACUUAUUGCUUGUAAAGCUGAUGGAUAAAUCAGGCCCAGUUUUUGACCAGCUUUCUGGUGAAAUAGUAAACCAAGUCUUGCACGCGGUUGGGCAGUUUGUUCUUGAACAAAGUUUGUUUGAUAUAGCAUUAAGCUGGCUUCAACAGUUGUCAGACCUUGUAGAAAAUGACGCUAACUUCCUUAGGAUUCCACUUGAAUUGAAGAGGGAGAUUUUGUUGAAUCUCCAUGAAGCUUGUACGCUAGAACUUCCAGAAAAUUGGGAGGGGGCACUUCCAGACCAACUAAUGAUGCAUUUAGGUUCAGCUUGGGGACUCAAUUUGCAACAGCUUAUCAAGUAAGCAUCUAACAAAGCUAACCAGGGAAAAGAACAUAUAACAGAUCUGUCAUUGAUAUGUAAUGGCUCUCCUUUUUUUCCUUCCUUUUAUAUGUUUGAUUGGGGCUUUUUGUAAGUAAUAUACGUAUUGUAAUUGAAUUCUACAAAGAAAAAUGAGCCUUUCUUUAUCGAAUAUAGUCAAAGAACAUCUCUUUCGGUAGUCUUUCAUUCUUAUUUUACUGUAUGCAAACUAUUUCAAUAGUGCUCGUAAAUUUGCUUUGGUAUAUUUUACAUUAUCACGCCUAGUAUCCUUUACUUUUUUUACUCUACUCUACAAUAUUGUUGGAAUGUAAAUCAGUUAGAAAUGAUUUUAUUUUUGUUGCAGAUAUGGUCGGAAAGCUAGAUUGUAUGAAAGACUUUCUUAAUAGUUGUUCAUUCCAUAUAAGGAUGGAUGGAUUUGGCCUUAAUCAACAUAGCUUAGAUUCCCAACCAAAAAUGAAGGUGAUAUCUGAUUCAAUACUUAGGAUACCAGACAAUUUAGACUCAAAUAGAUCUGUAUCCAUGGAUAGCCAAUCAAAUUGUUGCAAAGAAAAAAAUAAGAGAAAUUGUUUGGGUAUAAAAAAAUAGUGAGAAAAUAAGAUAAUACAAUUCAUUUCUUUUUUUUUUCCCUCUUCCCUUACCAAAUGAAGGCAGUAUAAAUUUAUUUGGGUAUUUGUUACUGAUACCUUUAGAUUCAACUUGAUCACCUAUCAGUCACAAAUAUUUAUCUAAGUUUAUCCGAAGUUUAUUUAACGGAUACUCAAAUCCAAUUAAACAGUAUUGGAUAUUCCUGAUACCUAUAAAACUCAUUUCAUUGUAACCCCUAGAACCACUUGGCUGCUGAAAUUGUUUCAUAGAUUGUGGCUUGCAGACUCUUAUACUGAAUAUUCAUUCCUAACUAUUCCAUGACCUUGCUUGAACUCAUAGAUUAGCCAAAUGAAUGCAUGGGUGUAGUCUUGGGGUCAAUUCUCAGCAGGUGCAAAAUGCCUUGUUGGGUGUCAGACCUCCCCAUGCAAGGGGCCGCUGCGCUAGGGCAAAAUGCUCCGGUGAUUUACCUGCCUAUUUCUUGCCGUAGGACCGAUGAUACUAGGUUGUUUGGGAUGAGCGAUAUCACCUUUCGUUCCAAUAGAUUAGCCAAAUGAAGACAGUAUUAGUAUUCUUGUUAAGGCAGUAACAAGUUAAUAAAAUGGAAACAAAACCCAGAAAUCAUCUUACUGAAAAUACUUCAUCAAACCAGCAAAAUCAGACUGUUUUCUGUCUGACAUCCUGUUCAAUUGGCAAAGUGGUUGAGUUCGUGUCAAUAGAAGGUCUUCUCAAAGGAGGAGAUUUUUUGUAUAUCAAAGUUUAGCUAUUGAGUUAAAUCUAUGGUUAAUUUCCACUAGCAUUUUCCUGAAUCAUCUCUCCAUCAAUCUCGACUCGGGGGACAUGCUUGAUACUUAACCAGUAGUCAGCACAAUUGUUUCUGAAACCCUCCUUCAGCAAUGGAUGGCAUGAGUCGAUUUCCAACACUUUCAGCAAAGAAGGCAGUCCCUUCUUCGGCAGCGACUGAAUCAAGGGACAAUUUAAGAUGAUUAACUUCUCAAGUGAGUGAAGGCCUCUUAACUCUGGGAGGUACUGCAGAUUGGCACAGCCACUGAAGCACAGGCUUUUAAGGGCAGUGAGAUUCUCGAACGCUUUUUCUUGUUCAAUCGUCAACAAAGUUAUCUCGAGGCAAUUUUGGAUGUCUAGAUUUUGAAGACGAGCUAAGUUUUUUCGUAUAAUUAGUCCUGUGAGCAAUGAUAGAUCACCAAUACAGAGAGUUCGCAGUGAUGACAAUGUUUCUUGCAGUAGUAGAACACUGAAUUCAGCAAUGAGCAAAGAGCAAUUGUAAAUGCACAGUGAUGAAACUACUGAUGGAGACUUUCCCAUCCUCAUAUCGUCAUAGUAAGGUAACCAGAAACCUUGAUUCAGAACAGUCAGCUCAGUAAGACUGGAAGGUAAGGGUGGUAAUGUCUUGAGCUUGUUACAAUCCUUGAUCACGACACUCUUUAGAUGUGGAAACAUUUGUCUUCCCUCCAAACACUCAAGUUGUGGCAUGUCAUCAAGUACCAACUCUUCCAACCAUUUAAGUGCCUUCUCAUCAGUUCCAACGAGCUCUGUGCCGAUCCGCUUUACCGAGUGCAGUCCUUGUAUCCAGAGCACUUUCAGUGAAGGCAACUGUGCUAGUGGGGGGAGACACCCCCAAUUUUCAUUGCCACUUAAAUAAAUGAUCUCAAGAUUGGUGAGCCAUUCAGUCUCUAGCCAGGUAGGAUACAUGUUUCCUCUGCAACCAAUGAUUUCCAGCCUUUUCAGGUUUUGAUGAGGUCGAAGGCCUUCAAGAACUUCAGCAUCCACCAUGUGAUUCCUCUGCGAAGGUAGCCAAUGUAACUGCAACCCACUAAGAUGACCUUUCAUGUGUAACAUGGCCUCACUUGCCUCAUUCUUGCUCUGAACAUUCUCUAGAUUCCUUAUAUGAAGUGAUUUUUGAAGCUCAUUCAAGUCCUUCAGUUCUUCUAUUUUGUAUCCAAUUUCAUAUCUGACUCUGAAAACUUCUAGUCUCUGAAGGCAUAUCAAUCUCCCAAUUUCUGCUAUAUCGGAAACUAAUUGAUGAGCAGCAGCAAGAUGCCUCAAAUUUACCAGCCUGUUCAUACAUGAAGGUAAACUAAGAAGGCUGCAUCCAAGCAAAUUCAGCACCUGUAGGUGGUAGAGCCUGCAGAGUGAUUCAGGAAGUUGUCGAAUAGAAGUUGCUGAAAGAUUCAGGUAGCGUAAAUGUAUACAGUGGCAUAUAGCUUCUGGCAAAUCAUCCAUCUUGCAAUUUGAUAAAUCCAGUACCCGAAUGCUUUUCAAGUUCUUAAGAACAUCUUCAAGAACAUUAUGAACAUUAGACUGGAUUUCACUGCAGCAGAUGAGUGUCCGCAGGUUAUGAAACUGGUACACAUCUGUGACGGCUGCAAAUUGUUCGGACUUGAUGAACAGGUGACGGAUUGAUGGUGGAAUAUUUGUGGGUUCAUUAUCUUCAACUCUGAUGCAUUCGUCCUUGCAAAUAGCACAUGCCAUCUCAUGCAAUAGAUCAGGUAUGACAUAGUGGGUGACAAAUUCCUUCUUCUCCACUUCGAAAAAUGAUCUGCAAACCAGUUCAUCCAUGUAGUCUUGUCCAAUUUCUUGCAUCCUCGCAUCCUUGCUUUUGGGUUGGAUGUACCCUUGUGCCAUCCAGAGGUGAAUCAAAUCAUCAGAAAACUUCCAGCAUUUAGGAAAUAUGCUGCAAUAUGCAAAGCACCGCUGCAGAUGAGCAGGUAAGUUAUCGUAACUUGGUUUCAUAAUGGGUAUGAUAUCGCUGUAUAAAUUCUUUCCUUCCAGCAUCAUCUUCCAUUCUUCAGCAUUUUGCUUAUUUUUCAGUAUUAUUGCUGCUGCCUUUGCUGCUAAAGGCGAUCCCUUCGCCCUUUGAGCUAUUUUCUGGCCAAUCUCCUCAAGUUUGAGUUCCUCCACAGGAUUUGCACCAGAAAAUGUGAUCUCCUUGAUCAAGGACCAGCAAUCUUGAUCACUCAGACCCUUCAAAUUUAUCGAGUUCCUUGCAGUUAACAUCUCUGAUACCACUCUAGAUCGUGUGGUCAUUAGGAUCUUGCUUCCAUUUUUGCCAGCUUUCAAUGGUGCUAAAAGUUUGGCCCAUCUUUCCAUCACUGAUAACUUACUACUAUUCUCUUGAUUCCACACAUCAUCUAACACUAACAGAUACCUCUUUCGCAUUAACUUCUCCUUGAUUGCUGAUUGUAGCCUGUCAAAGUUCUUUACACCGUCGAAUUCGUGUUUGUCAUCAGAUGCGCAUUCUAAGAUCUCUCUUGUGAAUUCCAUAUCGCUGAAGCUACUAGAAACAUGCACCCACAUCCUUAACUCAAAGUGCUCUACUAUUUUGGGAUUGCUAUAAACAAGUUGAGCAAGUGUGGUUUUGCCAAUCCCUCCCAUGCCAACUAUAGGAAGAAUUGAAACUUGCACGUCAUCGAGUCUCAACAACAGUUCAACUAAAUUCUUUGCAUUGUUCUGUCGACCAAACACUUUUGUACUGCUCACUGAGCUAGUUGUGCCUUUUUCAGUUCUUUGAGUCAGACCAUUGCAGUGCUCCAACUUAAAGAGUGUCAGUGUUUCGCUCACACCAGAACUUGCUUGAUUCAACCUUUCGGUUAUCGUUCGAAUUCUAGCUUUGGUAGCUCUAUCCCAUGUCAGUUCCGGAGUGUUCAAGGGCCUGGAAUUGCCAUGCUUAGUUUUCAUAGCAUUGUCACCUUCUGAGGAAUUAAACAAAUUUGAAGACAGAAAACCACCUGCUCGGUUUGCUGCAUCCCUUGCUGCCUCCAAAUUUGAAGCAAGAAAAGCACUCACCGGGCUGCUUGUCUCACCUUCCAGCUGCUGCCGAAGGCGCCUAUACUCAAGCUCAUCAAGGAGGUCUUCAGCAUCAUAAACAACGUUCCUAAGCUCCUUCAUCCACCUAACAAAGCCGUUGGAGCUGGUCUUCUCCGUGCAGCUGAGCAGUGAUUGGAUUCUCAACAUGGCGAUCCGGAGCUUUUCGAGGUCCUCACCUAUGCCGGAGUUGGUUGCCCAUGCCAGAAGCCUGGAGGAGAGGUACUUGUCGAAGAUCACUUGAAUGAACCAGCCUCCAAUGGUUAUGUAAGAUGGUACAUCCAUGUGGAUGGUGGAGAAUGAUUGCAGACAGCCAAAUAAUGGAAAUUGAAGAAGAGAAGAAGGAUGCGAAGAGGAAGUUGAACUCAAGUCUUAGUUUUUAGUUUCCCGUGUGUUAACUCUAGACUUGCAAGUGGAAGAGUAUGAUGAGAAGAAGCUGACUGCUAAGUCGUCUCACCUUCUAGAUGGUGGACGACUGACUCCAGUCAACGCAUCCUCUCACCCCAAACCUGCUUAAUUUCUCAUUUAUCGAUAGCUCAGUUGAUUGGUGUCUGGAAA